This is a messenger RNA of Aspergillus chevalieri, 990 nucleotides long. RefSeq names its product hemolysin-III family protein. The transcript has 2 exons. The coding region runs from base 1 to 990 and encodes 329 amino acids. Lineage: Eukaryota; Fungi; Ascomycota; Eurotiomycetes; Eurotiales; Aspergillaceae. The record is from RefSeq and is a predicted model, not a curated record. Gene Ontology annotation, cellular component: membrane. Gene Ontology annotation, molecular function: signaling receptor activity.
AUGUUCGACGCCUUUCUGCGCUUCCGAGUCCCAGCCGGUCCUCCCAAGGAGCAGGGCCAACCAAAGCCUAACCAACAACCACAGAAGACCACCCUGCUCAACAUAACGCAAAUCCCACCCUGGUACGACCCAAACCCGUACAUCCUAUCCGGCUACCGCCCCCUCAGCAACUCCUGGCCACGCUCGCUCCACAGCUGGACAUACCUCCACAACGAAACAACGAAUAUUUUCUCGCACCUGAUCCCCGCCGUGAUACUCCUCCUCGUCCAUGGAUGGUUGUACGAAUAUCUCCGCGCCAGACACGGUGCCAAUCUCAAGCAGUUCGAUUACAUCGUUGUGUCCGCGCAGGUGCUAUCGGGGGUUAUCUGUCUGUUUGUCUCGGCGGUGUAUCACACGGGGCUUAAUCAUUCGGAACGUGUGGUGGGGGCGUGGUUAGGGUGUGAUUAUGCGGGGAUUCUGGGGUGUAUGGUGGGGUGUUUUGCGAGUGGGUUGCAUUUUGGGUUUUAUUGUAGACCCGGGUUGAAGUGGUUUUAUUGGGGGGUGAUCGUGGUGUUGUCCUCGAUGAACGCCAUGUUUCUAUUGAACCCGCGCUUCAAUGGCCCGGAAUGGCGUCGCGCUCGGCUGGCUGGUUUCAUUGGGACCGGGUUAUCUGCUUUUGCGCCGAUUGCACAUGCAUGGGCUCUCUGGGGUCCGGUGUGUCUCUGGAAUGUCGGGGUACCGCACUACCUUCUCGAAGGAUUGUUGUUGCUCAUCGGUUGCUGGUUCUGGGAAGUACGUCCUUCCGCCCUCCUCCCUACUUAUCUGGGAUGGUAUAUUGACCGAACGAAGAGAAGAUUCCCUGAAUCCAAAUAUCCCGGCAAAUUCGACAUCUGGGGCCACUCUCACACAACAUGGCACGUCUUCGUUACUCUCGCCAUUCUCGCGCAUAUCGCCGGUCUACUCAGUGCCAUAGAUUAUACCUAUUCCCAAGGAUGUCUUAUUCAUACCUAG